Magallana angulata is the source of this 1111-nucleotide messenger RNA. RefSeq names its product tRNA (adenine(58)-N(1))-methyltransferase catalytic subunit TRMT61A-like. Bases 41 to 1069 code for a protein of 342 amino acids. Gene Ontology annotation, biological process: tRNA methylation. The record is from RefSeq and is a predicted model, not a curated record. NCBI's taxonomy places the organism in Eukaryota, Metazoa, Mollusca, Bivalvia, Ostreida, Ostreidae. Gene Ontology annotation, cellular component: tRNA (m1A) methyltransferase complex; nucleus. The transcript has 3 exons.
CUGAUUCUCCAUAUACUACUUCCGGUGUUGAAUUUCCAGCAUGAGUUUGGCAAAGUACCACGAUAAAGUCAAAGAAAAUGACACUGUCAUACUCUAUCUUGGAUAUGAUAACAUGCAUGCUAUAAAAAUCAAAAAAGGGUCUGUUUUCCAGACAAGAUAUGGGGCCCUGAGACACAACGACAUCAUAGGAACGACAUACGGAAGCCGAGUUCAUUGCCCGAAGGGAUAUCUUUAUAUCUUGUACCCAACCCCAGAGUUGUGGACAUCAAAUUUGCCUCAUAGAACUCAGAUUCUGUACACAACGGAUAUAAGUGUGGUGUCUUUUCAGCUUGAUCUGAAACCUGGAGCAGUUGUUGUAGAAUCAGGCACGGGGAGUGCAUCUUUGUCACAUUCUAUAAUUAGAUCUAUUUUGCCUGAUGGACAUCUUUAUACAUUCGAGUUUCACAAAGAACGUGCUCAGAAAGCAGAAGAAGAAUUUAAGGACCAUGGCCUUUCAGACUAUGUAACAGUUACACACAAAGAUGUGUGCCAGUUUGGGUUUGAUUUAGAGGAUGUUGCUGAUGCUGUGUUUUUAGAUUUACCAGUUCCAUGGGAUGCUAUACCCAGUGCAAAGAAAGCAUUGAAAAAGCAAGGAGGAAGAAUCUGCUCUUUUUCUCCCUGUAUUGAACAAGUCCAAAAGUCCUGCGCAUGUUUUGCUGAAUUAGGAUUUGAAGAGAUCUCAACCAAAGAGUGUCUUGUCAGGAAUUUCGAUGUGAGAACUAUCAAUUUGCCAAAUCCAGAGUUUUCUAGAGACAAAACAAAAUCACAACCUCCAAAGAAAGGCAGUAGAUUUGACAGAGAUGACAUGGAUGCAUACAGUGAAGAGACUGCUGAAAACUCUGCACAGUGCGAUAUUGUUGAGUCAAGUGACACAAAAGAAAACAAGACAUCUGAGGUGUUGGAUACACCAGCAUGGGACUAUAUUGGCAGGAAAACAGCUGCCAACUUCUCAUUCAAAGCUGGGAUAUCAUUGGGAAGAAUGCCUGGUCAUACAGGAUAUUUGACUUUUGCAACCCUUUAUCCUUUGUAGCGAUGUCUUCAUUAAAAUCCAAAUAAAGAUCUACGACUAGAA